Brassica napus (rape) is the source of this 2115-nucleotide messenger RNA. RefSeq lists its product as uncharacterized. The transcript has a single exon. The coding region runs from base 1 to 2115 and encodes 704 amino acids. NCBI's taxonomy places the organism in Eukaryota, Viridiplantae, Streptophyta, Magnoliopsida, Brassicales, Brassicaceae. The record is from RefSeq and is a predicted model, not a curated record.
AUGGUUCUAAUUCCUAAGAUCACUAACGCCUCAUCUACAGCGGAUUUUAGGCCAAUCUCUUGCCUAAAUACAGUUUAUAAAGUGAUAUCUAAGCUGUUAGCUACGCGUCUCAAGUCGAUCCUGCCUCAGAUCAUUUCACAGGCUCAAUCAGCUUUCAUGCCAGGCAGACUACUGGCUGAGAACGUAAUGCUUGCUACUGAUCUGGUGCAAGGGUACAACAGAGCAAAUACCACCCCUAGAGCAAUGCUAAAGGUUGAUCUUAGGAAGGCCUUUGAUACACUAAGAUGGGAUUUCAUCAUAGGGACCCUCAAGGCGCUCUCAAUUCCUAAUAAGUUCAUCAGAUGGGUUCACCAAUGCAUUUCUUCAGCCUCCUUCACAAUCUCGGUUAAUGGCAGCAGCAGUGGGGUUUUCGAGAGCACUAACGGUAUACGGCAAGGAGAUCCCAUUUCUCCUUACAUCUUUGUCCUUGCUAUGGAGGCUUUUUCCAGACUUCUACUUUCUCGAUUUGAGAGUGGACAAAUUGGGUAUCACCCGAUGACAUCUGAAGUUAAACUGACACACCUCAUGUUUGCGGACGACGUAAUGGUCUUCUUCGAUGGAAGUCCAAACUCCCUCCAUGAAAUAUCUGACUGCCUUGACGAUUUUGGUACCUGGUCUGGGUUGAGGUUAAACAGGAAUAAGACAGAGGUCUUCACAUCUGGUUUGAGCGACUAUGAAACUCUUGCUAUUGCCCAGUACGGUUUCAACUCAGGCUCUCUUCCAAUCAGGUACUUGGGACUUCCUCUCAUGAGCCGUAAACUACGAAUUUCAGAAUAUGAUCCCCUGAUGCACAAGCUCAUCUCUAAGUUCCGUAGCUGGGCAAUAAAGACACUAACAUUUGCUGGAAGACUUCUGCUACUGAGCACAGUGAUUGCCGGAACAGUUAAUUUUUGGAUAUCGACAUUCAGGUUGCCCAAAGGGUGCAUCCGGAAAAUUGACUCGUUAUGCUGCAGGUUUUUAUGGUCUGGUAAUAUUGAUGAACAAAAAUCGGCAAAAAUUGCUUGGACAACGUGCUGCUUACCUAAAGAGGAAGGUGGCUUGGGGUUAAGGAACUUCUCGGUUUGGAACAGAGUGUUGCUACUUCGUUUCAUCUGGUUAUUAUUCUCGGGAAGUAACUCUCUUUGGGUAAUUUGGCAGCAUCAUUAUCGCUUGGCAACCAAGUCAUUUUGGGCCAUUGAAGAGUCUACAAAUGAUUCAUGGACAUGGAAACAGCUACUGAAGCUCAGGUGUGAAGCCUUAAACUUCUGUAAAGGCGUACUAAAUUCCGGGCGAAGUCUGAGUUUCUGGUACGAUGUAUGGACACCUAUGGGGCAGUUAUUGAAGUAUAUAGGCCCUUCUGGACCUCGUGACCUGCGGAUUCCCCUUACAGCAACUGUCUCCGAAGCUUGCAACUCAACUUCCUGGCUUCUUGCGCAACCCCGCAGCCAAGCGGCCCUGGACUUUCAUAUUCAUCUUACCACAAUUACUCUGCCUCUCUCUGAAGCUCCUGACAAGUACGAAUGGAGAGUCCAAGGAGUCCAGGAAUCGGUCUACUCUUCAGCAGCUACAUGGCAAAGCCUGCGACCAAAAUCAGAGAGGAAACCUUGGGUUGAUUGUGUAUGGUUCAAGGGUUCUGUGCCUAAGAUUGCAUUUAAUAUGUGGAUUGCUAAUGCUGACAGGUUGCCAACUAGAGCAAGGCUCUCAUCGUGGGGACUACAAAUUCCUACAUCGUGUUGUCUUUGCUCAGGUUCCACAGAAACAAGAGAUCACUUGUUGUUGACUUGUCCAUUUAGUUGGGAGGUCUGGCAACAUGUUAUAUUUAGGCUCAACCCACCAACUCUUCCCUUCCGUGACUGGAAUGAAAUGCUAUCUUGGAUCAGAUCUCCAGCCGUCUCAAGCCCUAUCAUUCUCCGAAAGCUAGCUGCCCAGUCAACCGUCUAUCACCUGUGGAAGCAGAGAAACAAUGUGUAUCAUAACAACAACAUCAUUGGACCAGUGGUGAUUGCUAGGAUGAUAUAUCGAGAAGUCAAGAACACUAUCAUGGCAAGAAGGGAUAGAAAGAAAUUUCAAAACCUCUUGUCAAGUUGGAUUAUAUAA